UGACGACACGGCGCUCAUUGGCGGGAUGUGUUAAAAUAGCUUGAUCCACGCGCAAGAUAAACAGUCCUCUCAGAACACUUCAGGGAAUAAAACAUUUUGGAACAGAGAUGAAGAAGACAUUUCAAUGAACUUCGAAAACUCAGAAGUUACAAAAAGCUUUCAUCUGUGCCAACACGUUCAUUUACGGUCCAAUGAAAACAUUAUUGUGCUAUUGUGCUUGGUUCGGAUUUAACCCCUUCACACCCAUGGCAGCAUGUUUGACAACUUCUUUAAUCAAAUUGACAAAGAGCUUGGACCUCUUAAUCCUGACUGGUUUGAGGAGUUGACUGCAAAAGCUUUCAGAGAUGAAGGGCGUCCUAAAAGUUCAAAAGUUGAGGAGGAGGAGACUGUCAAAGUAUCAGCCACAUCAGCCCUGGCCAGCCAUUCUACACCCAAAAUAUUCAAGCAACCACACUUUCAGUCCCCUGCUUCCAUUCUUAAUGAAGAGUCCCCUUAUGAAGUGGUUAAUGGAGACUCAUCAGCUUUUCCCUGGACAGAUUCAAGCCCUUGUUUGUUUGGUUCAGAGUCAGACAAAGACAGUCAAAGAUUUGAUAGAUCCUGUGAAAAACCUAGAGAUUACUUUGGCCUUCUAGAUACACCAAAAAGGUCUUUGGCACAUUCGGCAAAACAGAUAUCUGAGAGCCUGGGGGCACAAAUCAACCCUGACCUAUCCUGGACCAGCUCCUUUAACACACCAUCCUCUUUGGCUCCCACUGUGAUAUUGCCCGAAACAGAGGAACACGCUCCAUCAGCAAGUGGCCUCAAAGACAAGGAAGCAACUUUUGUCCGGAAACUCUUCCCAUCUCUCUCGAAAGGAUCUGCAAGCAAUGCAACAUUAAGUGAUACAUCACUAAAACAAGAGGUGAUAGCUGAAAGUGAGACUAUUCAGUCUGAUGACCUGGGAGAAAAGCCUGUUUGCUCUCCAAAUACAUCUCUUGAUACAAGUGGUCUGUGGAAGCAGAAGGUUCCCAGCGCUAUAGAGGAUGGGGACGUACGCAACACAGUGCAGAAUGUUCUUGAUGGUGCAGAGGACGUAUUGUCAAUAUUCUUUAGCAACAGCACAGCAACUCUGCGAAGAAGCAAAACCAAGGAGAGGAUCAGAAGGAGAAUAACAGAUUCCUCAAAAGAUGUCAAAUCAGUUGUUCUAACUUCAGAGUCAGAAGAGAUAUUAAAGGAUGAUGUAGAAACAAAAAGGCCCUGCAAAAACAAAGAUGACACUCAAUGGACUCCCCUAAGUUUCUCAGAAUCCACUCUUAAUAUUGACUGUUCGGACGUGUCUUUGAUAAACAAUCACAACAAUGUAGCAUCCAGUGAAAUUAAUGGUUGUACUGUUUUCAACUGCAUUGCAGAAAAUAGCCAAACUUUUCCACAGACUGUAAGACUCAAGUCUUAUCCAGAAGGAACUCAGUGUCAGAAGCCUUUGUUAGACAAAUCGCCUGCUUUCAUGCUUUCUAGAAAGCCCAGAAAGUUUGUGUAUCAAGUGCCAAGUUCAGAUCUGUCAAAGACAGUAAUUGAACACAAAGAAACCCAACCAGUAUGUUUGGACCAAACACUCAAAGAAAAUCCCUCAGUGGAAGAGGUGUCUAGUGACCUUAAUAAAUCCACAGUCGCCAGUGAAAAUGCAAUCAAUAAUCAUACACAGCCACAAGACUUCAAACAGUUAUCUACAGAAAUCCAUGAUCCUGAUUUAGGACUGGAUAUGACGCAGCUUUCCAAGGCAUUUGCAGAGGAUUUCACACAAGAAAUAAUGCCAGGAGCACUGCUUGACGUGGCUGUAAAGGGUGAUCAAAAUGGCCAAGUGCAACAUAAAGCAGAACUGGAGGAGAAGAACGAAGAUGGUAGUCAAAAUGACAUCUCUAAUUUAGCAGACAUAUCUGUGAACUCUCCAAACAAGUCAACAGUCAUGCUUACAACUUUUGAAAUCAGUCACGACAGUGGUUGCCCCACCACCUUUUCAGAUUUGGAUAGUACAACAACCUCUUGUGCAGACAUCAAAGAGUUUUUUCCUUCUUUUAAAAUGGCAAACAACAAGGCCAUUUCCAUACCGAAUAAGACUAUAAUGAAGGCCAAAGCAUCAUUAGAUGAAGCUGCAGGGGAUGUUUUGAUCAACACAUUAAAUGGAACUACUCUGAAACAUCAAACAAUAGAAACAUUGUGCAAAUCAGUAUCGGGAAGCACUAAUGCAAACAGAUCGCCCAUAGAACAAUCCAUCUUCCCUAACCAUGCAUCAAGACUGCGUGUUAGCGAUGCUCCAAAGAGUGACAGUUCAAAGAGCUUUAAAAUUAAUAUUUCAAGCUGCUCUUCACCACAGUCAAAUGAAUCUGAUUAUAAAACCGGUUUAAAGAGGAAUAUUACAGUUUCAAAUGUUGGCUUUCUAACAGAGACUCUAUUGAAAGAGGAAUUGGGGAGAGGUUCAGACUCAUCAAAGUGCAUUCAUCAAAAAUUGGAUUUCAAAAGAAUUGCUGAAAGACAGACCAUGUUCAACAUUAAUAGCGCACACAAUCCCACCGCAGUGGACUCCAGCCGUGAAGAUGAUGAGGAGAAUGGCACGUUGACAGCAUCUCAAAAGGCUGAUGUUACAGAAUUGUGCAAUCUUUUGGAGGAAGCAAAUAGUCAACAUGAAUUUACCCAGUCCAAACCAGCAAAUCAUUUCUCAGACAACCACACUACAGAGAAAGAGUGGGAUCCCGAUAUACUCUACGGCAUUGACUUUGAUGAUAGUUUUAACUGUGAUGUGAAAGAAAAGCAUCCCAUCAAGACGGACUCUUCUUCAGUAAACGCUUCUGAUCAUAUUCAAAUUGUAGAUGCUUACAAAUUACCAUGCCCCAUGUCAAAGGAAACGCAAAAUGGCAUUGUGCCUUUGUCAGUGGCUGAAGACGGUUCUUUAGUUGAUGGAAUUAAGAGUAUACAGUCUCAUUUCAGUGAUAAUACUCCAGUUCAUUUUUUUGGUUUUAAAACUGCUAAAGGGGAAGCUAUAAGCAUAUCAGAAAAGAGUUUAAACAAUGCAAGGCACGUUUUUGAAGAGGAUGAUCAAAAAGCCGUGUGUAUUAAAGAAGUCAAGGUGGAUAUUGGAUUAAUAAAGCCAGAACAUGUUGAAACAGAGCCUACAUUCAAUACUUUUGAUAGUAUGAGCACAGAAAAUAAAACCUACCUUCAGAUUAAACAAGAUGUAAAUUUCAGCUCUCUAAAUGUAAAUGCAGCUUGUAAAGAGAGAAAUAAGCAAGUGAUAGAAAAUGAAGGAACAGAGCAGAAUUGUUUAGGUGAAAAAACAGAUGUUUUUUGUGUUGACUCCAAUAGUCAUUUUGGUUUUAGUACAGCCAGCGGAGCAAAGCUGAAAGUGCCUGAAAAGGCUCUCCUGCAAGCAAGAAAACUUCUUAAUGAUGUUGACAGCUUAGAAGAGUCACAAACACACAAACUCACUCUCCAUGCUUCUGGAAACCAUAAUGGCUCUAUGUCAACAACUAGCCUUAAGAAAACAAAAGCAGUUUCUAGGAGUAAUACCUCUAUAAAAAUAAGUGAGCCGUACUUAGUAACCAAAAUAUCUGAUGGUGUGGAUAGGCUUUGCUUCAACAGCGAGAAGGUCUUUCAAGAACAGAAAUCUAGCAGUGAUCCUAAAGAAGUUUUCUCAAAGAUUUUUCCCACAGAAACUUUUUCGCUUCAGUCAGAGGAAGGCUAUGGUUUUCAGACCGCCAGUGGGAAAGGAGUUUCAGUUUCAGCCUGUGCCCUUAAGAAGGCAAAGGACAUAUUUAAAGACUGUGAUGAAAAUAUUGACUUGAAAAUGGAGGGAAUCAAUGACAAACUGGAUGUUGAAAUCAAACAAGUAAAUGCAUUUACUCCAAACUGUAAACGUGUGACAUUUUCAGAUGUGUCAUUCAUGGAGGCCAACACUGUUCUCAAUGACUCUGACGUGACCGAUGAUGACUUAUUGCUGUCCUCUUCAGUCCAGCAACCCCCUCAGAAAGACCUUCAGAGUGAAUUUUCUAAGCAUCCUUAUGAGUUGCUUCCUCGUAACGGCAACUGUGGUUUCAGUACUGCCAGUGGUAAGAAGGUGUCCAUCUCAGCUGGAGCACUACAAAGUAGUAAGGAUCUGUUGUCUGAUGAUGGUUUCUCAUGUGCUGAUGGAUCUCCAAAGACAAAGAAGGUUGUUGAUAUUCAAACGGACACUAGCUCUAUAAGAAAACACAAAGGAUUCUCUACAGCAGAUGGGAAGAAGGUGGCUGUCUCUGCUGCAGGGCUGCAAAGGGCAAAGAAUCUCUUCAGAGAUUGUGAAGAAGAGCGCUUAUCAUUUGAAGAUCUUCAGCACCAAAACUUUAAAGGUUUCAGUGAUGUCUCAAAAAAGCCACUGACUAAGAUAAGGAUGGCAUUUGCAGGUUGCAGUGACAUCUCCUUCAGCCAUGAGCAUGAGACUGGGGAUUCUUCAGGAAACAACAUAGGAUUCUCUACAGCAGGUGGGAAGAAGGUGGCCGUCUCUGCUACUGGGCUGCAAAGGGCAAAGAGUCUUUUUAAAGAUUGUGAAGAGGAGAGUUUAGCUUCUGGGAGUCAUCACCACCAAGUCUGUCAGGGUUUCAGCACUGCCAGUGGCAAAGAUGUUACCAUCUCCGAAAAGGCACUGAGUGAGGUUAGAGCAGCAUUGGCAGGUUGUGAUGACACCUCCUUUCAUCAUGAGCCUGAAAAUACUUCAGGAAACAACAUAGGAUUCUCUACAGCAGGUGGGAAGAAGGUGGCCAUAUCUGCUACUGGGCUGCAAAGGGCAAAGAGUCUUUUUAAAGAUUGUGAAGAGGAGAGUUUAGCUUCUGGGAGUCAUCACCACCAAGUCUGUCAGGGUUUCAGCACUGCCAGUGGCAAAGAUGUUACCAUCUCCGAAAAGGCACUGAGUGAGGUUAGAGCAGCAUUUGCAGGUUGUGAUGACACCUCCUUUCAUCAUGAGCCUGAAAAUUCUUCAAGAAACAACAUAGGAUUCUCUACAGCAGGUGGGAAGAAGGUGGCCGUCUCUGCUACUGGGCUGCAAAGGGCAAAGUGUCUUUUUAAAGAUUGUGAAGAGGAGAGUUUAGCUUCUGGAAGUCUUCAGCACCAAGUCUGUCAGGGUAUCAGCACUGCCAGUGGCAAAGAUGUUACCGUCUCCGAAAAGGCACUGAGUGAGGUUAGAGCAGCAUUUGCAAGUUGUGAUGACACCUCCUUUCAUCAUGAGCCUGAAAAUACUUCAGGAAACAACAUAGGAUUCUCUACAGCAGGUGGGAAGAAGGUGGCCAUCUCUGCUAAUGCAGUUCAGAGGGCCAAGUGUCUUUUUAAAGAUUGUGAAGAGGAAAAUUUAUCAUACGAGGAGGUCCCACCUCAAACUAAGAGUUCUCAUAAAAGCAGUGAGGAUAUGGUGGAUGGAAACCUAAAAUUUGAACAACUUAACAAGAAAAAUUAUGGUUUCAGUACUGCAGGUGGGAAAGGUGUGUCUGUAUCAGAAGUUGCCCUUGAGGAAGCUUCUAAAUUAUUCAGAGAUUGUGAUGCCCAAGUUACUUUUACUGAUAGCCAGCUGCUACAGAGUGAUUCCUCAGAAUGCCGUCCUCAACAUAAAGAUAGACAAACCAAAACCACUCUGCAUCCUUUGCCAUCUAAAGCAACUCAGAAUGAACAUGCAAAACUAGACUUGCACUCUUUGGAUUUUUACAGUUGCACAGACACCCAGCAGAAAUACUUUGAGCAGGAAGCAAUGGCUUGCACUAAAGCUUUACUGGCAGAUGAUGACCUGAAUGAAUCAGGCAGUUUGGCGAUGACAGAGGACCAAAAAUAUCCAUUUGUUCAUGAACUACAGGCACAGGGAUCUUUUGGCCAUAAGAGAAGGAAGCGUCCAUUUGAUGCCAGAAAUAUAGCAGGUCAGCCUCCUUUGAAAAGACAACUUCUCUCAGAGUUUGACCGGACGUUAGAUACAAAGACCUCAGGCCUCACACCACUUAAAAGCUGUCCAAAUGGAACGUUAAGAGACAGGCGUGUCUUCAGUUACAAUGUCCACCUCAAGUCAAAUGUCACUGGUCCAGAUUGGCAUCCUGUGGACCAAAAGUCAGAUGACCUCGAGCAACCGUGUUCAACUGUAUCUAUCCAAAACAGAUGCUACUCAGACCCUAAAGGAGGGGUGUUUGUGCCCCCUUUUCAAAAGGGUAUGAAGACUGGGACAUCAGUCUGUCAAGAUGUUUCUGAAGUGUCCACAGGUUUUAUCCCACCUUUCAAGAAGGAAAACAAAGAAACAACUGAACAUAGCAAUCAAAUAGACCAAACUUCUAUAUCACAUAAUGACAGUGUUGCACGAUAUUGUGAUAGGAAGAACCAACACGAGGGUUCUGACCCUAAACCAACCACUUCAGUGGAAAGCAUACCUUUGAAAAUCAUGGACUCUGAAGAGAAAGACACAGAGGCAUGCUGGGAGACCUUGAACCUAGCUAGGGAUAUGCAAGACAUGAGACUCAGAAAGAAGAAAAGGCAGACUAUUCGUCCACUAUCUGGCAGCCUUUACCUUGCUAAGACGUCUGGUGUCCCCAGAAUAGGUCUGAGAGAUGCUGUGGGACGCAAAUGUCCUGGUCAAUACACACAGGAGGAGCUGUAUCAGCAUGGUGUACAUCACAAGGUCUCACUAAUAAAAAGUGAAAAUGCUGAAUCAUUCAGAUUUGACUGUAAUGACUUCUUCAAAUGUGAGGUCCUCAUGGAGUCUGGUGCUGUCCAGCUGGCAGAUGGAGGCUGGUUGGUUCCAGACAAUAAGGGUUCUGUGGGCAAAGAUGAAUUUUAUAGAGCAUUGUGUGACACACCUGGUGUCGAUCCCAAACUGAUCAGUGAUACCUGGGUAUUCAACCAUUACCGAUGGAUUGUAUGGAAACGGGCCUCCAUGGAAAGAACGUUUCCAGAUUUGAUGGGUAACCUAUGUUUGACUCCAGAGCAAGUACUUUUGCAGCUAAAAUUCAGAUAUGAUGUGGAGGUGGACCACAGUCAGCGAUCUGCUCUCAGGAGGAUCAUGGAGAGGGACGACACUCCAGCUAAGACGUUAGUGCUCUGUGUAUGUGGUGUUGCUCAAACUGGUCAACAUCCAGAAAAGCCAGUAAAAGAUGACAAAACUCCUAAUGCAAAGAUGGAGACCUGUGUGGUCUGGCUCACAGAUGGCUGGUAUUCCAUCAAAGGCCAGUUAGACAUUCCGCUCUCUGCCAUGCUGAACAAGGGCCGUCUCCAAAUCGGUGAUAAGAUUGUGACCAGUGGAGCUGAGUUGGUUGGUUCCCAAGAAGCCUGUCCUCCUCUGGAAGCUCCUGAAUCUCUGAUGCUAAAGAUUUCAGCCAACAGCACAAGACGAGCUCGGUGGGACACUAAGUUGGGUUACUAUCGUGACCCUCGGCCUAUCAGCUUUCCACUGUCAUCACUGUUCACUGCUGGAGGUGUUGUAAGCUGUGUGAACAUUGUGGUGUUGAGAAGUUACCCCACUCAGUGGAUGGAGAAGAAGCCCAAUGGUGUCUUUAUAUUUCGCAAUGAUCGUGCAGAAGAUCGAGAGGCCAGAAAACACAGCAUCUCCAAGCACAAAUCCAUGGAUCUUCUUAUUUCCAAAAUACAGACCCAAUUCGAAAAAGAAAUGGAAGGUAAAAAGAAAAGUCAAGGCCAAAGGAGGACAUUUAGUCGACAUGAGAUUGAAGCACUGCAGGAUGGGGAAGAGUUAUAUGAGGCAAUGGAGCGGGAUCCUGCUGUUGAGACCCAUCUAAGUGCGAGUCAGAUGGAUGCAGUGAGUAAGUACAGACGCUGUUUGGAGGAAAAGAGGCAGGCGGAGCUGCAGGAGCGUGUGCAGAAGGCUGUAAUGGAAGCCCAGGAGGCUGAGGGUGGGUGUCCCAAUCGAGAUGUAACUCCUGUUUGGAAGCUCAGCAUUACUGAUGCCAAAGACCUGCAGAGCAACUGUGUUUACACCCUGAAUAUCUGGCGCCCAUCGCAAGACUUGUAUGGCUUGCUCAGAGAGGGCCACAGAUAUAGGGCGUAUCAUCUUGCCACAUCAGAGGGGAAGAAACGCUCAGGCAUUGCUCACAUCCAGUUCACUGCCACCAAGAAAACACUCUUCCAGGAUGUUGAGGUGUCUCCAGAAUGGUUGCAUCAGCAUUUUCGUGCUCGAGAAUGCGUAAGCUUCAAAGAACUUCAAAACCCUCAGUUCAGCUCACCUUGUGGGGAGGUUGACAUAGUGGGAUGUAUUGUCUCUAUAGAUGGCAAACAAGGCCGUUGCCCAUUACUGCAUCUUGUGGAUGAGAACUUUGACCUGGUCUCUGUGAGAACCUACAGUAGUCUGGAGCAGUUAGCUGUAGAAGAGCUGGUAAAGCUGCGAGCACUGGUCGCUCUUAGUAAUCUUCAGGCGAGACCAUACUCUGGACCUGUGCCAAGCCUUUAUGCAGGAGAACAAGCAGUAUUUUCUGUAAACCCCAAAGAAUCCCAUCUACAAGAAGCUAUGACCCGUCUGAAGACUUUUGUCCAGACUUGUCAGCAUUUUUUCAGCAUUGCGGAGGAGAAGGUCUCAGAUGUUGUUCCUUCAGGUGUCUUGAGUUCUUUUCAGUCUCCAAGAACUCCUUGUGUGCAGUCUAAUCCAAAAAUUAAUGGCAGGGUAACCCCACAGCAGAAGAGCGUCAUUUUCUCACCUUUCACUCCACUGAAUAGGAGAACUCCUGCAUCUGCAUGUAACAGCGAGGGAAAAGACCCCAAAUGUUUGAAAAGAAGGCGCGGUUUGGACUACCUGUCACGUAUCCCAUCCCCUCCACCCCUCACUCCUCUGCAAAAAACAGCUUCUCCCUGUGUUAACAGGACCUUCAAUCCACCACGGAGAUCUGUGACUCCCAAACCUCCACAGAAUGAGUCACCUCGAGCCUCAUGUCCCCCACCGGGCGAGGAGAAGUGGGUGCAUGAUGAAGAGCUGGCGAUGAUAGACACCCAGGCGUUACUUGAAGGCUGAUGGGGAAAAGUGUGACUCUCCUGUUGAAACAUUAAAUCAGAUUUGCAGUGGAAAUGAGCUUCACAGACUGUUGACCUCGUAGACCCACCACCUGAGGUCUGGACCAGCAGAGCUCGCAGAGUGACCCUCGACUUCACCCUGCUGUAAAUCUUUUUCCGCUCACUUUUUUUUUCCCCCAACUUUAAUCUCAUGAACAUGCACGGUGAGAGGAGGAUGUGCAAUUUUUUUCAGGAUUAGGAGUUUGGGAUUUUGUGGCUGGAUAAGUUUAACUAUCACGGUUUAUUUUCCAUCCCGAAUGAGAGUCCCAUUUGAUUUGCAUGCAAGGAAGCAGAGUAUCGAUGGUCCGUGCAGCUAGUGGAGAAAAUGAUUUGGAGAUGCUGAAAUUCAUAAAAAGUUCUAAUUAAACAGAGCUGUUAAGUGAAGUGUCUCGUUAUCUGGGUAUCAUUCAUUUUUCAAUCAGAACCAUUUAGAACACAUUGUCCUUGUAAAUAAAUACCACUUUACCGGAACACAAUCUUAGCAGUCUUCUCCUGACCUCAACACUUCCUUUGUUUCCAAACCAUUUCAUCCUAUAGGAUAAAAAUAAAAGUUCCAAUAAGGGUUUUCACACCGGUUUUGUUUCCCAAGGAGCCUUUCAGUGCACAAUUGUUGUUGUUUUUUUCUUGUGUGAAGAACAUUUUAAAUAUCUAAAGAACCUUUUUCUACUAUAAAGAACUUUUUGUGAAAUGGAAAGAUUCCAUAGAUGUUAAAGGUUCUUCAUGAAACCUUCAAUGCCAAUAAACAACCUUCAUACGAGUGUAGGUUGCAAAGAACACUGGCUUUCAUAGAUCAAUUGAAACUGUUUGUAGUCACAAUAACAAAUGUUUAAUAAAUGUUUUUUCUGUCGAUGAAGUGGAAAAAUAUCGCUGGAAGAA
Messenger RNA from Cyprinus carpio (common carp), 9897 nucleotides. It is a transcript of the gene brca2, whose product is annotated as BRCA2 DNA repair associated. Gene Ontology annotation, biological process: regulation of DNA-templated transcription; double-strand break repair via homologous recombination. The record is from RefSeq and is a predicted model, not a curated record. Gene Ontology annotation, cellular component: nucleus. Lineage: Eukaryota; Metazoa; Chordata; Actinopteri; Cypriniformes; Cyprinidae.